ACAGGGCAAACAAGUUCACUAGAUUUUUGAUAUAGGAUGGUUAUGUGCAUCAACGGUGUGUUUUACCAGUGUUGUUCCCUGGAUACGGGGGAGGAAUUCACCGUUCCACCAGGGCAAGCUUUUUGGCUUGCCAGAUGGAAGGCUCUCGCUCUCCUUCUCCCCCCGCAGGCUGUUCCAGGAGUUCUCCCAGGCUCCUGAGCCAAUUUUGAAUGGAGGGGAAAUCCUGUUACACAAGCAGCCGUCCUUGUGCAGGGCUUCCGCCGAUAGGACUCGUUAGUUAAAUCCCUCCAAUAAUAAGGCAGACAUGCUAAAAUCCUUUAUGGCAUGUCUGUUAAAUUUGCCUCAAAAGUGUUGAUAUGAUUAUAGCAGUUAUUUUGCAUCUUUUUCAGAAAGGAGAAACAGUGAAAAAGAUGCGCGAGGAGAGUGGUGCACGAAUCAAUAUUUCUGAGGGAAAUUGUCCAGAGAGAAUUGUCACCAUAACAGGCCCCACUGAUGCCAUCUUCAAGGCUUUUGCCAUGAUUGCUUACAAAUUUGAGGAGGAUAUAAUCAACUCAAUGAGCAACAGUACAGCUACCAGUAAGCCACCCGUAACGUUAAGGUUGGUCGUGCCAGCAAGCCAGUGUGGGUCACUGAUUGGAAAAGGAGGCUCCAAGAUUAAGGAAAUCAGGGAGUCUACAGGUGCUCAGGUUCAAGUGGCGGGGGACAUGCUGCCCAACUCUACAGAAAGGGCAGUGACCAUUUCAGGGACCCCCGAUGCUAUUAUCCAAUGUGUCAAACAGAUCUGUGUGGUGAUGCUGGAGUCCCCACCGAAAGGUGCCACCAUUCCCUAUCGCCCAAAGCCCGCCUCCACCCCUGUCAUUUUUGCAGGUGGUCAGGUAAGAGCCGACCCGCUUGCGGCCUCCACUGCCAACCUCAGCCUUUUACUGCAGCACCAGCCGCUGCCCGCCUAUACAAUUCAGGGACAAUACGCUAUUCCACACCCAGAUCAGUUGACCAAGCUCCACCAGUUGGCUAUGCAGCAAACCCCCUUUACUCCCCUUGGACAGACCACCCCCGCUUUCCCUGGUUUGGAUGCCAGUCCCCCGGCCAGUACUCAUGAACUCACCAUUCCCAAUGAUCUAAUAGGCUGCAUAAUCGGACGCCAAGGGACCAAAAUCAAUGAAAUUAGACAGAUGUCUGGAGCACAGAUCAAAAUCGCCAAUGCCACAGAAGGUUCAUCAGAACGCCAAAUUACCAUCACAGGAACCCCAGCUAACAUCAGCCUUGCUCAGUACCUCAUCAAUGCCAGGCUGACGUCUGAGGUCACUGGAAUGGGCGCACUCUAAUUUCUGCCAAUCACACAUCAUUCGGCAUCACAUGACCCUCUCUAGCCAAUGACGCUUCUUCACCCAGCUUCUACAAUGCGUAUACUUACGGCUUCACACACCCCUCUUCUCCUUGGAAACUUUUCUUUAAUAACAAAUAUAUGUAUAUAAAUAUAUAUAUAUCUAUAUAUAUAUGUAUGUAUGUAUGUAUGUAUGUGUGCACAUACUAAUAAGUUGCUUUAUAAGUUGCAUUUUGUGAUUUUGAUUUUGUUCCUGAAUUUUAAAUUUAUGCUCCAGGCCAGUCUGUGUUUCAGCUGUACAGUGCUAACUAUUUUGUAUAGGUUUUGCCUGGGAUUUCCCUUGGUAAGACUUUGGAAGAAGGUUGGUCUCGUUGGUCUUUAUUUAGCUCAGUUUAGCUAAGAUGGUUUUUUUAAUUUUACCCUUUUUUGCAGCACCUGUAGUAGGACUGAGAUCUGGCCUAAUCUAGAGCAGUGGUUGCUUUGAAAUAGCUGUUUCUUUUAAUUAUUCAAUUAUUCCUUCCAUCUUUGAACCCUGAUUGUCCUUGGCUCAUCCUUAAAAUGUUUGGAUCUCUGUCCUAAGAAUGUGGCAUGACUUUCACCCAUUUCAUGUUGGAAGUGGAACAGGCAGGAGCCCAGGAGCGUCAACUGGGACCUCAUGGGUUCCUGCAAGGACUGGGCUGCUUCCAGUGAGGCACAGCCAAAGCAAGCCAUUUUCGUUACCAAGCAGAGAACAAGGUGAGGAAAAUAUUCCUUUAAAUAUAGAAUUAUUUCAUAGAAAUGGAGACAAAUAAAAAAUUUUAUGCGGCAGGAACUGCUGAAAAUAUCCUUAAGAGAAUCACCCACAGACUUUUGGACUUAGCUCAGGAAGCUCCAGCCUCUGGGAGCCUGCUGUGUUUGCCAUUGUUUGUAUUUAAUAAAAGUCUGUGCAGCUCUGCUAGU
Molecule: messenger RNA, 2263 nt
Organism: Podarcis raffonei (Aeolian wall lizard)
Lineage: Eukaryota; Metazoa; Chordata; Lepidosauria; Squamata; Lacertidae
Gene: PCBP3
Product: poly(rC) binding protein 3
Exons: 10
Coding region: 357-1325 (322 amino acids)
Biological process (GO): regulation of gene expression; regulation of RNA metabolic process
Cellular component (GO): nucleus; cytoplasm
Molecular function (GO): mRNA binding
Source: RefSeq, a predicted model, not a curated record